AUGGUUUUGUCAUGUUCGGAUUUUGCAUGUACCAACAGGUGGAGCAAAGAAAGUAAAUUAAAAUAUAUUCAAUUCCAUAGAUUUUCACUCAACAAACCAGAGUUACUUCAAAAAUGGGUGAAAAUGAUCAAAAGAAAAGAUUUCAUUCCUACAAAAUACUAUUUUAUAUGCAGUGAACAUUUCAUACCUGAGGACUAUCAAAUUCGCCCUGCAGCAAGUGUGAGACUGUCUAAAGAAGACGUUUAUCCUAGAAUAUUGAAUGGUUUUCCUAAAUAUUUACAAGAAAAAAUGCCUGUAAAACGCCGUUUGCUUAACAGAAAUGAAGAAGAAAUUGAACGUGCUGGAGAAAAAUAUCUUUUAACAUUAUAUAAAGUUCCAGCCCACAUUAUAUCUUUGAAUAAACUAAGACAUGAUGUUUUUUCAAAAAACACAAGUUCAAAAUUGGGGCUGGAAAGAAUAUAA
This is a messenger RNA of Macrosiphum euphorbiae (potato aphid), 462 nucleotides long. The record is from the annotation of a GenBank genome assembly. NCBI's taxonomy places the organism in Eukaryota, Metazoa, Arthropoda, Insecta, Hemiptera, Aphididae.